Sphenostylis stenocarpa is the source of this 1833-nucleotide messenger RNA. NCBI's taxonomy places the organism in Eukaryota, Viridiplantae, Streptophyta, Magnoliopsida, Fabales, Fabaceae. The record is from the annotation of a GenBank genome assembly.
AUGGCGAAUACUGCAUCUUCUUCUUCUUCGUCCUCUCCUCACUGCACCAUUUUCAAGGUAAUAAAAACACCAACCUGCAUCCUCAUUCUACUUCUCUGCAUCGCCUCCUACUUCCUUGCCGCGUACCACCAAGGAGCGCCCCUAAUCACCACCGCCACCACCGCGGCCCUUUCCUUCUCCCUCUCCGCCUCUGCGCCAUGCAACCACCUCACCGCCGAAUCUUCUAAAAUCUUCUCACGCUGCAGCGUCAACUUCAGCGAGUACACGCCCUGCGAGGAUCCUCAUCGCUCUCUAGGGUACACACGGGACAGAAUGAUAUACCGAGAGAGGCACUGCCCGGAGAAACCCUUGAAAUGUAGGAUUCCUGCCCCUCACGGUUAUCGAAACCCCUUCCCCUGGCCGGCGAGUAGAGACCGCGCGUGGUUCGCUAACGUCCCCCACCGUGAGCUCACAGUGGAGAAGGCUGUGCAGAACUGGAUCCGCUCCGACGGCGAGCGGUUCGUUUUCCCCGGCGGCGGAACCACCUUCCCCAACGGCGCCGACGUCUACAUUGAGGACAUCGGAAAGUUGAUUAAUCUUAAAGACGGCUCUAUUAGGACUGCCCUCGAUACUGGCUGUGGGGUAGCGAGUUGGGGAGCGUAUCUUCUAUCUCGCAAUAUCCUAACAUUGUCAAUUGCGCCAAGGGACACCCACGAAGCACAAGUUCAAUUUGCUCUUGAGCGCGGAGUUCCUGCACUGAUUGGAAUCCUUGCCUCUAAGAGGCUACCUUUCCCUGCAAGAGCUUUUGACAUGUCCCAUUGCUCUCGCUGUCUCAUCCCUUGGGCUAAACAUGAUGGAAUUUUCCUGAACGAAGUGGAUCGAGUUCUACGCCCUGGAGGAUAUUGGAUUCUAUCUGGGCCACCAAUCAACUGGAAGAAAUACUGGGAAGGAUGGAAAAGAUCAAAGAAGGACUUGAACCAGGAGCAGACCGAAAUUGAGGAGUUAGCCAAGAGCCUUUGCUGGAACAAGCUAGUGGAGAAGGAUGAUAUAGCUAUCUGGCAAAAACCCAAAAACCAUUUAGAUUGCAAGGUCAAUCGUAACCUCACCCAAAACCGGUCUUUUUGCAAUGCUCAAGAUGACCCUGACAACGCCUGGUAUACCGAAAUGAAGACAUGUUUGAGUCCUGUUCCUGAAGUGUCAAACAAAAAAGAAACUGCAGGUGGGGUGGUGGAUAAUUGGCCAAAGAGAUUGAAAUCCACCCCACCAAGGAUUUAUAAGGGUACCAUAGAAGGGGUUACAUCUGAAACUUAUUCAAAAAAUUAUGAACUGUGGAAGAAAAGGGUAUCAUAUUAUAAGACAGUGAACAAACUACUAGGAACUGGCAGAUACCGUAAUCUUUUAGAUAUGAAUGCCUACUUGGGUGGAUUUGCCGCUGCACUAAUUGACGACCCCGUUUGGGUCAUGAAUGUGGUUCCUGUUCAGGCUAAGGUUAACACACUUGGAGCAAUAUAUGAACGUGGGUUGAUUGGAAUAUAUCAUGACUGGUGCGAAGCAACGUCUACUUAUCCUAGAACUUAUGAUCUAAUCCAUGCUGAUUCAGUGUUCAGCCUUUACAAUAACAGAUGUGAACUGGAAGACAUUCUAUUAGAAAUGGAUAGGAUUCUUCGACCUGAAGGAUGUGUUAUCAUCCGAGAUGAUGUUGAUAUAUUGGUCAAAGUAAAAAGAAUCAUCAAUGGAUUGGAAUGGGAUAGUAUAAUUGUAGAUCAUGAAGAUGGGCAUCUUGAAAGGGAGAAACUUCUCUUUGUUGUGAAGAAGUAUUGGACAGCUCCACCAACUUCAGACAACACAAAUUAA